AUGACAGACACGAAGGCGAUCAUUGCCACCGCCACGGUGCUGUACGGCAAGAUCUCGCGCUCGUUCGAGAACCUGCGGAAGCUCGGCGAGGCCAAUAUGACCCUCGGCGCGGUGGAGGCCCGGCUUCAAAAUCUCGAGAAGCUAUGGGAUAAAUUCGACGCUCUUAAUGAUACGUUAGCCGAUCAGGUUGACGAAAUAAAGCAUGAGGUCUACGCUAAACAGGACAUCCCGUCCUUAGGCGAGGAAGCUUACCUGCUGAACAAGGGCCUCAUGCUCGAUCUGAAGAGCGCUCUCCAGCUGCAGCUACAGGCAGCCAGCUCUACCGCGGCCGCGACAAUUAGUCCCGCUCCUCGGACAGCGCUGCCAAAAAUCCAACCGCCUACCUUCGCCGGGAAAUACGAGGAUUGGCCUUCAUUCCGGGAUCUGUUCCAAUCCCUCAUCGGCCGGAAUCAGGCAGCAAAACCUGUGGAGAAGUUACACUACUUAAAACUUUGUGUGAAGGGUGACGCCGAUCUGCUGAUUCGUAACCUCAGCACCACAGAAGACAACUAUGAAAUCGCCUGGAAAACUCUAAGCGAUUAUUACGAGAACAAAAGAUUGCUGACUCGUAAUUAUCUGAAUAAUUUCUUAGCGUUGACCAAGAUGAAAAGCAAAUCCGCCGCUGAAUUGAGGAGGCUUUUCCAUGGAAGCUCCUCGACAGCCGCUCUAGGCGAGAAUGGGAGAGUGAUAUAA
Molecule: messenger RNA, 732 nt
Organism: Nylanderia fulva
Lineage: Eukaryota; Metazoa; Arthropoda; Insecta; Hymenoptera; Formicidae
Source: RefSeq, a predicted model, not a curated record